Messenger RNA from Cebus imitator (Panamanian white-faced capuchin), 3813 nucleotides. RefSeq names its product siah E3 ubiquitin protein ligase family member 3 (gene SIAH3). The transcript is spliced from 2 exons. Gene Ontology annotation, biological process: multicellular organism development; proteasome-mediated ubiquitin-dependent protein catabolic process. The coding region runs from base 1 to 741 and encodes 246 amino acids. Gene Ontology annotation, molecular function: ubiquitin protein ligase activity; ubiquitin conjugating enzyme binding. Lineage: Eukaryota; Metazoa; Chordata; Mammalia; Primates; Cebidae. The record is from RefSeq and is a predicted model, not a curated record. Gene Ontology annotation, cellular component: cytoplasm.
AUGCUCAUACUGUCUGUGAAGAUCUCAUCUAACUAUGUAGCAAGAGCUGAAUCUCAAGCUGAAUCUUAUGUGUCCACUCGGCGCGCCGUCACUCAGAGCGCUCCAGAGCAAGGCAGCUUCCACCCUCACCAUCUCACCCACCACCACUGCCACCACCGCCACCACCACCACCUCCGCCACCAUGCCCACCCCCACCACCUCCACCACCAGGAGGCGGGGCUGCACACUGCCCCGGUGACGCCCUGCCUGUGCCUGUGCCCCUUGUUCUCCUGCCAGUGGGAAGGCUGCCUGGAGGUGGUGGUGCCCCACCUGCGGCAGAUCCACAGCGUUGACAUCCUCCAGGGAGCUGAGAUCGUCUUCCUGGCCACGGACAUGCACCUGCCCGCGCCGGCCGACUGGAUCAUCAUGCACUCCUGCCUUGGCCACCAUUUUCUGUUGGUGCUGAGGAAACAGGAGAGGCACGAAGGGCACCCCCAGUUCUUUGCCACCAUGAUGCUGAUUGGGACCCCCACCCAGGCCGACUGCUUCACCUAUCGCCUGGAGCUCAACAGAAACCAUCGGCGUCUGAAGUGGGAGGCCACGCCCCGGUCUGUCCUUGAGUGCGUGGACUCGGUGAUUACCGACGGGGACUGCCUCGUCCUCAACACCUCGCUGGCACAGCUCUUCUCUGACAACGGCAGCCUUGCCAUCGGGAUCGCCAUCACCGCGACGGAGGUCCGCCCCUCAGAAGCUGAAAUGUGAGGCCGGGAGCCCUGGGUGCUCCCACACAGCCUCCCUAGGAAACGCCUCGGACCUCCCAGUGCCGCGCCAGGACUCCAGACUCCUUUUUAUUCUCCUUCCUUCCUUUCUUUUAAUUAAUUAUUUUUUUUUGGUCUCAGGUACUUUGUGAGAUUUAGUCUUUGUCUGCCAUGGGCAUUGUAUUACGUAAACAUCCUGUAAUUCAAGAUCUUGGUGUGGCGUUUGUCCUGUAUUGUUGGUGUUGUUUUAUAGAACGUUUCUAAGAUUUAGUCAGAAUAGUUUUUUCCUGUCACCUCCAAUUCCUUUCUCUGCUGCUUUGGAAAGGAUCAAAACACCAUGAAGCAGACUGUUGGGGUUGAGAGGCUUAGCGUGAGAAUCAUUUCUUGUUUCUCUUUUCAGUCUAUUUCAGAGCAAGCUAAACCUGAACGUGUGUAGUUAGCAGCUUGGGGAAGGGGCCCCACUCAGAGAUGGAUCACAUUUCAGACCAGCCAGACUCUGACACCUUCCCAGGAACUCAAGGUCAAAGCUGGGCUACCCAGGCAUGAGGAGAUGGUGUCUCCUCCGCACGGCUGGAGGCUGGACUAGCGGCGUCAUCCUGUGCUGAGCGCUCAGGUUGACGCUGGGGCUCAGGAGAGUGGUCAGAGGCCCACCUUCCUGUGAUGGGCUCUUGUCGCCUUGUUCCCAGGCUGUGCCAUCUUUUCCUGCUCUGGAAUCAAAGUCCUCAGAUUUUUGGUGAUUUCUUAAAAACCCCUUUGCCUUCUGUUGAGCAAAUAGCAGACAAGAAUAGGCACGAUGGGGGAUGGGGAGGAAAAGCAACAGGGAAAAGAGAACAUAAAAUUAAUCUCCCAUCUCUGGGAGGGCACUCCCUCCUCGGAGAGUUUUAUUAUCAAGUUAUAAAACCCAUCAGUCCCUCCCUAGGGUGCAGUUCUUUCAUAUCAUGCAAAAAGCAGAACCAGGAUUCAGCAUCAAAGGCAAAGAACUCAGAGGGCGGCACCCAGGACCUCUGACCUGGGGGGCUGGCCAUCGCUUACAAACCUGGGAGGCUCUCUUUCCUUCCCUUACUUUCUAAAAUGCUCUGACGGUCCCAUUCAGCACACAGCCGUGUCCACGGCUCCAGUAUGUAUUCGGCACCCUGUUGUAGUGCGAACGAAACAGCGACAGAAAUCUAUACGGCCUCCACGCAGGCUGCUCUCACUUACCUGGUUGUUAGAACAAUUCACCAACAUUUUCCUGUAGACCUGUCUCAUGUCUCUGAAGAAAGUCAGCAUGUUUAGUCAACUUUGUCUUUUCUGUUCUAAGGUGGACACCUUUAAGCCUUCCCAGGAGGACCUCUUCUAGCUCCUUUUCGUCACAUUCGUCCCUCCCUCUGGCUGCUCUCCAGACACUGCAGAUGCCAGGCACCCCAUCCCCAGUGCAUCCUCAUGAGAGCCCACUCUCUGCACCCGUUCCUGCACUUCACCCCCUCAGCUGCGUCCUGGCGGGCCUCCAAAUGACUACUUAGUAUCAGGCAAAUUGCCCUGGCUGGCCAUCCGAAAUCUUUUCUCCACCAAAAAUAAUUGAUCCCGAAACACAGCACCCUCCCCCCAACAACUGGGUCAAUUCUCCAGCCACUUUUGUGGCCAACCUGCAGCCCACACACCAGAAGGGAGGUGCCAGUUGAUGGAAGGUUAAAUAACAGAGGCCACUCUGGUCACACAGUAAUCGCUGGGCCACUGGGGCAGAGACUGCAUUCCAUCAGAGCCCUGAGAGGGGCAGAAAUGUCACCACAGAUGGAGGCACCUGUCAGAUGCUACAGUCUCAAGGAAAGGGUUGGGGCCUGCUUGUUCUUUGGGCUCUCAGACGCCCUGGCAGGGCACCAGCCACCUGCCCCCACCCCCACUCCAAUCACACAGAUGCCCAGGAACACCUGAGGCUGGUGGGUCUGCGCUUGGAGAGACUGGCGGUCUUAGCUCCUCACUGUAUCCCCAACCCCCUUCCCAGAACUUAAGACACCCUUGGCUCCAAGUCUGAUGCCUUUAGAAGCCACAGGUCCUCUCCUGGUUUUCGGGACUCAACCACUUCGAAAGCAUUUGUGUAGCAUCACAGGUGCUCCAGAUCAACAAACAAAACCUCACAAAGAGUAUAACUAACAUUCACAGGACCUUAGGGCUCCUGCAGACAUCACCUUUGCCUUCUGGUUGUGCCAAGUUACCUGAGCCACACUGGGACUGACUUCAGGUUAUUUUCACUGCACACAAGACUGUAUUAUGAAUAAGUGAUCCCAGAUGGGAGUUUUUAUGUUGGUUCCUAGGAACCUUUAGGACAAAGCAUUGGAAAUGUAUUAUUAUCUUCCAUCUAUGGUGCUCCCCCAAAAGGCCUUUCCAUAUCCAUAUGUGAAGAACUGGAGAAAAAGGAGCAAACUAACAACCAAGAAUUGGGAAUAGAAAAUGGUAACAACUGUGUGUAUUUGAACUUCAUAGUUCCUGAAGGGCUCUUUCAUUUGAGUCUCAGGUUAAUCCUCAUUAGUAUCCUCAAUAAACUAAAAGAAUAGAGGUUCUAAGACACUAAUCUUUUCAAGGUCACACAUCAAGUGGUUGGACCACAACCAAAACCCAGAUCACCCACCUGCACACUCGGUGUGCUUGAAGUAAGACUCACCCGAAAUACUCAGCAGCCUUGCCAGCUCACCAGUGGACUGAAGACCUGAGAAUCAACUGAGUCUCGGUCCUGGGUUAGUCAAGGGAGCAGGGAGAGAAAGACUAGAGUGGAUUUGCCUUUAGAAGCAUCUCUGCUUUAAGAACUAGGCUGGGCACAGUGGCUCAUGUCUAUAAUCCCAACAUUUUGGGAGGCUGAGGUAGGAGGAUUGCUUGAGCUCAGGAGUUUGAGACCAAACUGGGCAAUAUAGCGAGACUUCAUUUCUACAAAAAAUAAAAAAUCAGCUGGGUAUGGUGACAGAAGCCUGUAGUCUUAACUGCUCCAGAGGCCAAGGCAGGAGGAUGGCUCAAGCCCAAGAGGUCAAGGUCACAGUAAGCUGUGAUUCCACCACUUGUAACUCCAGCCUAGGCAACACAGUGAAACCUUAUCUAUCUCUUUAGA